UCAGCUGCAUGCAACUAAGCUUUCACUGAAGCAAGCAAACAAACACCUAAAGAUCUGCUAUUUGAGUAUUUCUUGUUUCUCUUCAGCUUCAUCAGCCAUGGUGGUUCCCGUGAUCGACUUCUCCAAGCUGGACGGCGCUGAGAGGACCGAGACUCUGGCGCAGAUCGCCAAUGGCUGCGAGGAAUGGGGAUUCUUCCAGCUUGUGAACCAUGGCAUCCCGCUGGAGCUUCUUGAGCGCGUCAAGAAGGUGUGCUCCGACUGCUACCGCCUCCGAGAGGCCGGGUUCAAGGCGUCGGAGCCAGUGCGCACGUUGGAGGCGCUCGUCGACGCGGAGCGGCGCGGCGAGGAGGUGGCGCCUGUGGAUGACCUGGACUGGGAGGACAUAUUCUUCAUCCACGACGGCUGCCAGUGGCCGUCCGACCCGUCGGCGUUCAAGGAGACCAUGCGCGAGUACCGCGCCGAGCUGAGGAAGCUCGCCGAGCGCGUCAUGGAGGCCAUGGACGAGAACCUUGGCCUCACCAAGGGCACCAUCAAGGAUGCCUUCUCCGCCGGCGGCCGGCACGAGCCCUUCUUCGGCACCAAGGUCAGCCACUACCCGCCGUGCCCGCGCCCGGACCUCAUCACGGGCCUGCGCGCGCACACCGACGCUGGCGGAGUCAUCCUGCUGUUCCAGGAUGACAGAGUCGGUGGCCUGGAGGUGCUCAAGGACGGCCAGUGGAUCGACGUGCAGCCGCUCGCGGGCGCCAUCGUCAUCAACACCGGCGAUCAGAUCGAGGUGCUCAGCAACGGGCGGUACCGCAGCGCCUGGCACCGCGUGCUGCCCAUGCGCGACGGCAACCGCCGCUCCAUCGCCUCCUUCUACAACCCGGCCAACGAGGCCACCAUCUCGCCGGCGGCGGUGCAGGGCAGCGGCGGUGGUGAGACGUACCCCAAGUACGUGUUCGGUGAUUACAUGGACGUGUAUGUCAAGCAGAAGUUCCAAGCCAAGGAGCCCAGAUUCGAAGCCGUCAAGGCCGCGGCGCCCAAGUCAUCUCCGGCGGCCUAAAACUUGCACUAGACAACUUCUUUAUCUAGUGCUAAAACGUUUGCGGAGAGUUAAAUGUCGGGCACUCUGAUAAAGACAAAAUUUACCGAGUAUUCGACAAAGAACUCUUCUCCAAUAGUGUUGCCGCUUAAGGACACAAACUCAAUACAGGAUGGUAAAAUUAUUUGGGUUGCUAUUUUGUUUCAUCGUGUUGAGCGUGAAAAUGUAAUCCUAAUAUUCUUGUUCCUCGUGUUCAAUGACAUAUAUUGGAUUAUUUUA
Zea mays is the source of this 1303-nucleotide messenger RNA. RefSeq names its product 1-aminocyclopropane-1-carboxylate oxidase. The transcript has a single exon. The record is from RefSeq and is a predicted model, not a curated record. Bases 98 to 1045 code for a protein of 315 amino acids. NCBI's taxonomy places the organism in Eukaryota, Viridiplantae, Streptophyta, Magnoliopsida, Poales, Poaceae.